AUGUCAGGAACAUACGAUCCCAACUAUCAAACCCUUGCCGGAAUAGGAGCGCGAGAGCGUGGAGCGCGAGGGAGAGCGUUGGCUUGGUAUUGGUGCGAUGUAUUCGGAGCGGACAAGAAAGGUGGUGGAGGAGGUGGCGGAGGUGGCGGAGGAAAGCCUGUAGCACCUGCAAACCAGCAAGCGAAAGCGGGUACUUCGAUCCGAACUAUCAAACCUUGGCUGGAGUUGGUGGCGAUGUAUUUGGAGCGGACAACUAAGGCGGCCGGAGGUGGUGGUGGAGGGGGCGGAGGAAAGCCCAUAGCUCCUGCGAAUCAGGGCGCCAAAGCCGGAACAUUUGAUCCCAACUAUCAAACUUGGCUGGAAUCGGUGGCGAUGUAUUUGGUGCGCGCGCCGGCGAAUGGUAGCGGCCGGACGGGCGAAAAGGGAGGAGGUGGUGGCAAACCUGCAGCACCGAAGCCACCGGCAAACCUCGGCGCGAAAGCAGGCACGUUCGACCCGAACUAUCAAACUCUGGCCGGUAUUGGAGGCAACGAGGUGUUUGGUGCAGACAAGAAGCGAUGA
Messenger RNA from Ostertagia ostertagi, 561 nucleotides. The record is from the annotation of a GenBank genome assembly. Lineage: Eukaryota; Metazoa; Nematoda; Chromadorea; Rhabditida; Trichostrongylidae.